CGGGGUAGGCGCGAACUGUGAAUGGGGUGAGGUCUCCCAAUGUGGGUACGCUAGGCAGGGGUAGAUGCCCCGCGCUAAAGACUCCCGUGCCGUUUUCUGCAGACCAUUUUGCUGGCAGCGCCUGCAGUGCAGCGUGGCGGCAGGCAUUGGCAGGCAUGUACCACCUUUGCCCGGUGCCUUCUCCCUGCCAGUGGCAGCACCAUGCACGACGGCGUACCACACUGCACCGCACCUCUGAAAGGCAAGAUCGCGUCGUUUCUCUUUCCACUUUACGCGUCUACACCAAAAGAGGCAAUCAGCUUCCCCCCGUUUCUCUCUGCCCGUAACCACCAUCCUUUCCCCAGUCAACUGCAGUCGGGUGUUUCUUUCUGUUUGUGUGUCUCCCUGUAGUGUACCUAUAAGGUUUUUCCCAUACGGACAGACGGACGGCCAUCCCGCUGAGAGAUCGAGAUUUCGAAAAUGCGAUUCAAGACGGAGCUCAAAAAUAUCCGUACCUUUUCCAAACUCACCGCUGCCCUCAACUCGCUCGAGAAGAUCGCAUGGGUUCGCCUAGACGAUGAAACAGCACGCUUCACCGUCAUUCCUGACACGGGUUCUCAGGUCUGGUCUUCUCUACCCAUGGACUUCAUCUUUGACAGCUACCACAUCCAAUCCGCCGAAGACCACAACACCAUCAAUCUAGAGCUGCCACUGCAACCCCUCCAACGUGCCCUACGUUCAGCGCUCAACAGUACCUCCGCCUCGCUGCGUCUGACCAAGAAGGAUGGAAUCCCCGUACUGUCCAUGACCAUCACGACCACGACGAACGCCUCCUCGGGGUUAGGUCUCCCGGGCCGCAACGCCGCCUACGCCGGUCUUGAAAAUGACCCUUUUGACGAGGACGACCAGGGAUUCGCCGCUGAGCAUCUAGAGACGUCUCUGCGUCGCGAGCGCGAGAAGAUCAUCACCCAGGACAUUCCUGUUCGGGUGCUGCAUCCAGAAACGGUAGAGACAAUCAUGCAGCCCACGGUGCGCGAGACAGACGUGCACAUUACCAUGCCGCCUCUGCUCCAACUCAAGGCCAUCUCGGACCGCUUCACCAAGCUCGCGCUCUCGUCCGGCACAAACUCCCGCGUGAGCCCCAAGCUGGAGCUCAGCGCCAACAUGUUUGGCAACCUGAAGCUGCGGAUCGCCACCGAGGCCGUCGAUGUCUCGAGUACGUGGUCGGGACUCGUCAAUCCGGAGUUGGACCCCUCGCAGCUGGAGAUGCCCGUUGAUGAACACCCGAGUGUCAAGUUCAAGGAGGGCGGCCCGGAGAAAUGGGCAACGGUGCGGGUGGAUGGCAAGGACUGGAGCCGGGUGCUGAGUGUAGGCCGGCUCGAGGGGAGAGUCGUGGCUGCUUUCGCAGACGAUCAUGCUUUGAUUCUGUACGUUUACGUGCCGCAGUAUGAUGACGCCACAGCAGAUGACGCCGUACUUACCUACUACGUGACAUCAUUCAGCGCAUGAGCCUUGUUUACGAUUUUGGCCCGUCAAGGAUGGCAUUGUAAUGUAAUCAUUCGGGAAUGGCGUUCGGGUUGAUACUAAGUAGGUACACUGAGGUAGAUGUCGGCGUUUAUGUGAACCCCAGGGGCUGGAUCAAUCUGCAGACCAUUUUGAAGUUGAGGCCGAUACUGGGAUUCUGUCUUCGCAAAGUCACUGGUCAAAGGGUCUCUACCAAGCUUUAAUGGGCUAUAGAUUCGCAUGCGAUGACGUCGUGCGUGUCAGUUAUCAAAAUGACCAGGCACUAUUGAUUGUUGGUUCUCGCUCAA
Colletotrichum acutatum is the source of this 1790-nucleotide messenger RNA. RefSeq names its product Hus1-like protein. Bases 460 to 1488 code for a protein of 342 amino acids. Lineage: Eukaryota; Fungi; Ascomycota; Sordariomycetes; Glomerellales; Glomerellaceae. The transcript is spliced from 4 exons. Gene Ontology annotation, biological process: meiotic DNA integrity checkpoint signaling; telomere maintenance; mitotic DNA replication checkpoint signaling. Gene Ontology annotation, cellular component: nucleolus; site of double-strand break; checkpoint clamp complex. The record is from RefSeq and is a predicted model, not a curated record.